AUGCAUAUGGCCAACUGUAUGUCUCCUUUCCUUCAAGUGGACCUCGAAGAGAACGAGGGAGAUUUCUUCUCCGGAGGAGGCGGCGGUGGCGGUGGCGGUGGCGGUGGCGGUGGCAGUAGCUCCUCCGCUCCCCCUGCCAUCGUUGUUCCAACUGGGCCAGCGUCUAAUCACUCUACUCCCAUUAUACCGACAGACCAACCGCAAGCCCAGAGGCCCAGCGCGCCUCCAGCCGCCGGCCCCAUGGCCCAGCCCACGCCGCCUCCUACCAAAGGCUCUGAAACCCCAAGCCCCGUGCCUCACCCAGUGCCCCCUCCUACCCAACGCUCUCGAGCCCCAGCUCCACCGGCCAGACCCACGCCCCCUACUACCCGACGCUCUCGAGCCCCACCUCCAGCGGCCAAACCCAGAACCCCACCUCCUCAAAGCUCUCGAGCCCCAGCUCCAGCGGCCAAACCCACGCCCUCUCCUACCAAACGCCCUCCAGCCCCAGCUCCAGCGGCCAAACCCACGCCCUCUCCUACCAAAAGCCCUUCAGCCCCAGCUCCAGUUACCAAACCCAAAACCCCACCUCCUCAAAGCUCUCGAGCCCCAGCUCCAGCGGCCAAACCCACGCCCUCUCCUACCAAACGCCCUCCAGCCCCAGCUCCAGUGGCCAAACCUACGCGCCCUCCUCCUCAAAGCUCUCGAGCCCCUUCUCCAGGAGCCAAACCCAAAACCCCUCCUCCUCAAAGCUCUCGAGCCCCAGCUCCAGCGGCCAAACCCACGCCCUCUCCUACCAAACGCCCUCCAGCCCCAGCUCCAGCGGCCAAACCCACGCCCUCUCCUACCAAACGCCCUCCAGCCCCAGCUCCAGCGGCCAAACCCACGCCCUCUCCUACCAAACGCCCUCCAGCCCCAGCUCCAGCGGCCAAACCCACGCCCUCUCCUACCAAACGCCCUCCAGCCCCAGCUCCAGCGGCCAAACCCACGCCCUCUCCUACCAAACGCCCUCCAGCCCCAACUCCAGUGGCCAAACCCACGCCACAUAACGCCACGACGCCUAGUUCUACCACCACAACCACGCCUGCUCCUCUCAUGUGCUCGGUGUCUGAGACGGCCACGCUGGCCAUACAGUACCCGGACGACAGCCUGUGUGACAUCCUCAUGUACACACACGUUCACGCCGUAGACAACCAGGUUAUGGCGGUCGACGACAUGGCAAGCUACGACAUGUUCAUCUCGAUGUGCCGCUCACGAUAUUCAAAGACCACCUGUGGCCUUUCGUUCGACUCACGCUUCAUCACGCCGGCGAAGUUGACGACCGAGCUAUGGAGGGAUGUUGUCACCUUACGGACGUCGAACAUCAUACAUUAUGGCAUCCUCAAUUUGUACGACAAGCCCUUCACGGUCCACGGAUAUGCUGCCAACGCGGAUGAAUUUCUCAAGAAACUAGGCAAGUUUACGGCGAGAACAAAAACAAGAAUUAUUUUGGGAGUAGGCUUCUUUGACUACCACGACGACAAGUCCUGGUUGACAAUAGAGGAAGUGGUGUACGCGGCGGAUCCGAGGGACAUCUUGGUCGUCAUCACCUGUGUCUUGACCGUGCCCAGCUCGAAGGACUGCAUCGCAAUGCCACCUACGGCCUUGAAGAGCACCAGCAAAUAUCCGCCCACAUUCGAAAAAGCUUUGCCGCUGGCCACCAACAAAUUCCAGGUUUCGAGCGAUGUUGUUGUGGCGUUCUCGUUCCAAAUGGCCACCGUCAUCUACAACAUGACGGAAAAAUACACGAAAGCGACCGAUGCCCUCUACAAGAAGUGCAACAGCUUCAUCCUCGGGGACCAAUCGCAAACGUGUGAAAGUCCCGAAACCACGCCGGCCAACGAACUCGUAUCGAUCGGAAUCAACAGUGCUCAAAAGAGAAUGCUGUUUUACUCAUACGACACUGAGCAGACGAUGAAGAGGAAGGCCGAGUACGUCAUGACGGCGAAAAACAGGCGGGCCAAGUUCACGUGGUUCCUGUACAACGUGCACCUCUCGGACAUCUCGAAGAAGUGCUACACCGACGGACCAUUCACGCGCCUCAAGGGAUUCAGAAAGUUUUUCGAUACUAUCAGCAAGCAACCUCCAGUGUGAGGCCCAGCGCUCCCCGUCGUCGACCUCUGAACGAUCACAAGAGCGCCGUAUCGCUGUGGGUUGCUCCACCCGGUGUGAUAUGUGGAGUGUGCCCGGUUCUGGGCAGUAUUUUAUGAACAGAAUUUAGGAAUAUUGCGUGAUUUUUUUGUUUUCUUCCACGGAUUACGGAAGAGUCCAUAUAAGGUAUGGACUAAUUUUACUACCUUAAGCCUGUCCUCAGGCUGGUUAGAUGGGAAGUCAUGCUUGUAGCAUCUACAAAAAUUAUAAAGAACUAACCAAAUUUGUACCAAUCUGAGUAAGAUGCAACAAAGACACCGAAGCUGGGUAUGUCAGCUUUCGCAUCCUUUGGCGGAAGUGCUAGGGGUGUGUUUCCUCCCUGUUGUUUGUGAUGAUUUAUUGCCGACGCCUUGGUUAUGCGGCCGAACCGGGGCUCCGAGGCCAGCUGCGUUGCUGAACCGCGAGUUGGGACCAUUCACCGCCACAGCCCUAGAAACUCCUAGCUGAGCUCCAACGUGCCGCGAGUAAAAUGUGACACGCGAAGUAAAAUGGCGGACUCCUCGCUAAAAAAAGUGCCCGCAAUUAAGUCGUCUGUUUAUGUGAGGUAUACGUUUACGUUAGGUAAACGUUUACUUUUAGGGCGUUAUCAAUAAAGAAUUAUCGACUCUGACGCAGGUGGCUGUCCAGUGCUGUUUUUUAUUUGAUACCGAGCACGCCGUCUUCCCCAGAAAACUGUUGAAAAUCCGAAGCUCAACUGUUUCGUUUUAUUAAAGAAAGUAAUAGACAUGCCAUCACCGAUGUGGCGAUGGGGCACUCUACCGAGCCUAAAUAUCGGCAAACUUACGGUGUUUGUACGAUGCAUAAAGCUUUCGAAGUUGCCGGCACUUCUUUUCAAUGCUUAUUCGUAUCGAAAAAAAUACGUAAAUUACUUCGCACAUCUAAGCAAAUCCGAGAAAAUCGUACACCAAAGGUAGCGAAGCUGCAUAUAAGUGAGUCCUGGCAGCUUUCGGAAGCCCUAGAUGCGUGACUACACGAAAUUGACUUAGAUAUUUGCGGAAGCUGCACUUUAUUUGGAUUUUUUGCGGACGCUACACCAUAUCUGAUGCAAGAGCUUGGCUAUAACAGAAGCAUCUUCAUGAUUUAUUAUAUCCGUACUGAGUUGCUUUGUACUCUAAUACAUGUGUAAUCUUUGUACUUCGUA
Molecule: messenger RNA, 3310 nt
Organism: Dermacentor albipictus
Lineage: Eukaryota; Metazoa; Arthropoda; Arachnida; Ixodida; Ixodidae
Source: RefSeq, a predicted model, not a curated record